GCAAUCAUCGAUCGGCAAUCAAUUGAACUUGAACAUGCAAGCCAAAAAAUUAUUACAUACCCCCUCCAGCGUUCACCAUAUCAAAGUCCAAACCCUAGAAAUUAAGAUAGCUGGCUAAACCAGGUAACACCAUUUUUUCCUUCCAAAAUUUCCGGCAUUUUCUAGCUCUGCCCUCUCAAGAAGUCUCUUCCUUUCCAAAAAAGUCGAAAAUCCUCCCUUCAAGCCAUUGCGGAGUUGCGGUGCAUUGACCAAAAAUGAAUAAAUAACAAAAAACAAAACUCUUACGUUGCGAUUGGAUCUGAGGCCUUUUUAGUGUUUAUUCCUCCCCCCCCUCCCAAAACAAAAGACGCAGUUCCAUCGGGACGAGAAUCCCCUUUUCUUUUCCUUUUUUUUUCCGCCCCCUUAAUAAGAAGUCAUUCUGUGUGAUUCGAUCGGAAACUCGAAGUAGUUUCUUUCUGUAAGAUAGCCGAAAGUUAGGUUUUUCUUUUUUUCUUUUUUUUUUUUUUACUUUCUAAUUAUUGUUCCCUUUGGCUUUGUGGUGGUUUUUCGAGAAUUGGGGUUUCAUAUUCUUGAAGUCUUGGGUUGCUUCAGAGUUCAGAGUCGAGUUGGUGCUGCCAAUGCCAUUGGAGUGGUUUCUAGGGAAAUUUUCGGUGGCUUUUGAGAUACCGGAGAAGUUUGAGCUCAACAAUGUCCUGGGCAGGCCCUGAGGAUAUCUACCUUUCCACUUCACUCGCCAGUUAUCUUGACAAGAAACUUCUUGUAUUGCUGAGAGAUGGUAGAAAGCUACUGGGAACACUUCGCUCUUUUGAUCAAUUUGCUAAUGCUGUUCUUGAGGGUGCCUGUGAGAGGGUUAUUGUUGGUGAUCUGUAUUGCGAUAUCCCUUUGGGCCUCUACGUAAUCCGUGGGGAGAAUGUUGUUUUGAUUGGUGAGCUGGACUUGGAAAAAGAGGAACUUCCCCCACAUAUGACACGUGUUUCAACUGCAGAAAUUAGAAGGGCACAGAAAGCAGAAAGGGAGGCUACAGAUCUGAAAGGAACAAUGAGGAAGAGGAUGGAAUUCCUGGACUUGGACUAGUAAACCCCACACUCCCUCACAUCCUUCCCUUUUCUGUCCGCAAAUAUUAUAGCGGCUGUUCUUCACUCUUUUCUUGUGUUGGUAACUGUUUAAAUGUAAUUGUAGGAAUUAGGAUAUGAUUGGACGUUGCUAAAUAUUCUUCUAUGUGAUUCCUGUUCUUUAGGGAACGCUCGUUACCAUGA
Molecule: messenger RNA, 1256 nt
Organism: Prosopis cineraria
Lineage: Eukaryota; Viridiplantae; Streptophyta; Magnoliopsida; Fabales; Fabaceae
Product: sm-like protein LSM1B
Exons: 5
Coding region: 688-1074 (128 amino acids)
Biological process (GO): deadenylation-dependent decapping of nuclear-transcribed mRNA
Cellular component (GO): P-body; Lsm1-7-Pat1 complex
Molecular function (GO): RNA cap binding
Source: RefSeq, a predicted model, not a curated record